Molecule: messenger RNA, 1670 nt
Organism: Sciurus carolinensis (gray squirrel)
Lineage: Eukaryota; Metazoa; Chordata; Mammalia; Rodentia; Sciuridae
Gene: Acot7
Product: acyl-CoA thioesterase 7
Exons: 10
Coding region: 135-1355 (406 amino acids)
Biological process (GO): palmitic acid biosynthetic process; acyl-CoA metabolic process
Cellular component (GO): cytosol; extracellular exosome; nucleoplasm
Molecular function (GO): long-chain fatty acyl-CoA binding
Source: RefSeq, a predicted model, not a curated record
GGGCAAGGUCCUGGGUGAGGUCGUGGUGGUGACACAGCGGGCCCUGCCCCUGGGCCCAGCCACUGCACCUGCCGCGGGCCACUGUGACUGACUCCUCCUCACACCCAGCGGAACCUGGGAGGCCGAGUGGGGAAAUGCAGGCCAGGAGCAGCGAAAGCUUCCCGAGGUGCUCCCAGGCCACUUGUCCCCACUGGUCUGUGCCUGACCAUGUUGUACCUGACAGUGCCCCUCAGAUCUUCCUGCCUCUUGCUCAAGCUGAGCGAGACUCUGCCAUGCGAAGACUGCUGCGGUGCCGUGGCGGGGACGUCGGGGAGCGGCCAGCCUCCGCGUCACGGAUGGCUUUGCACCAGCUGCUGGGUCCGCACUUGGUUUAUGUCGGGCAGAGGAUCAUGCGGCCAGAUGAUGCCAAUGUGGCCGGCAACGUCCACGGAGGAACCAUCCUGAAGAUGAUUGAGGAGGCCGGGGCCAUCAUCAGCACCCGGCACUGCAACAGCCAGAAUGGGGAGCGCUGUGUGGCUGCACUGGCCCGCGUGGAGCGCACUGACUUCCUGUCGCCCAUGUGCAUUGGAGAGGUGGCACACGUCAGUGCGGAGAUCACCUACACCUCCAAGCACUCCGUGGAGGUCCAGGUCAACGUGAUGUCUGAGAACAUCCUCACAGGUACCAAAAAGCUGACCAAUAAGGCCACCCUGUGGUAUGUGCCCCUGUCGCUGAAGAACGUGGACAAGGUCCUCGAGGUGCCUCCUGUCGUGUAUUCCCGGCAGGAGCAGGAGGAGGAAGGCCGGAAGCGGUAUGAAGCCCAGAAACUGGAGCGCAUGGAGACCAAGUGGAGGAAUGGGGACAUCGUCCAGCCUGUCCUUAACCCGGAGCCAAACACCGUGAGCUACAGCCAGUCCAGCCUGAUCCACUUGGUGGGGCCUUCGGAUUGCACCCUGCACGGCUUCGUGCAUGGAGGUGUCACCAUGAAGCUCAUGGACGAGGUGGCUGGGAUUGUAGCUGCACGCCACUGCAAGACCAACAUAGUCACUGCCUCCGUAGAUGCCAUUAAUUUUCACGACAAGAUCCGAAAAGGCUGUGUCAUCACCAUCUCUGGGCGCAUGACCUUUACGAGCAAUAAGUCCAUGGAAAUUGAGGUGCUGGUGGACGCCGACCCCGUGGUGGACAACUCCCAGAAGCACUACCGGGCAGCCAGUGCCUUCUUCACCUACGUGUCCCUGAGCCAGGAGGGCAAGUCGCUGCCUGUGCCGCAGCUCGUGCCCGAGACUGAGGAUGAGAAAAAGCGCUUUGAAGAAGGCAAAGGACGGUACCUCCAGAUGAAGGCAAAGCGACAGGGCCACACAGAGCCACAGCCCUAGACCCUCUUCUGCCACUGGGGCCUGAGCAUCUGCUGUGACAGCCCCAGUUCCAGUCACUUAGAAGUUAUCCCCUUGGCCAAAACCCCCACUCCUGUUGAAAGCUGGUGCUGUGUGACGUAUCCACGUGGCAGUGUUAACCUGCGCCCUGUCCCGAGAGCCUGUGCACCAAAGCUUUAUUUAUAUCCUUCCAGUAUAAAUGCUACACAGUAUUGUCCCAAAUGCUGGAGGCAUCCACAGGCACCCUAGGGAAUGCUUCCGAGCACAUUAAGGUAUGUGAAGAAUUCAGUGCCCUAAUAAAGCUGCUGUUUGGCUGGA